GUAAAUGGAGGAAUUGAAAGAGAAAGUAUUCACUCUCAGAGAGACAGAGAGAGAGAGAGAGAGAGAGAGAGAGAGCGGUUGAGCCCAGUUCAGAGUCAACAUGGACAUGAAACGUUUGAAGAGACCAGCAGGACCUUCGGUACGGUACCAUGGUUUGAAAAACCAGGGGGCGCUGUGUUACCUGAACAGUGUCCUGCAGGUGUUGUUCAUGACCAGAGACUUCAGACAGUCUGUCCACAGUUCCAGGUCCAGUCGUAAAAGCGACUGCAUCGACGGCCAACUCACAUCCCUGUUUGAUAAGUUAGAGAACCGAACCUCACACGUCUCCGAUCAACUGAGGAAGGAACUGGGUGUCAACACAGUGUCUGAACAACGUGAUGCUGCCGAGUUCUUUGAGAAGAUUUUAACUCACACCAGUUCUGAAGCAUCGAAGGUUUUCCACGGAGAGCUGACUCACAGGACCAGGUGUUCCACAUGUGACACGGUGACGGCCACAGACGGACACUUCUGGCAUCUUCCUUUAGACCUUAUGGAUUCCAACAGCAAACACUACAGUGUGGUGGACGGUGUUGAGAAGUAUUUCCAAACCACACGUCUCAGUGAAGAAAACCAGAUCUACUGUGAAGUCUGUGACUCCAAACGUGAUGUUUCAAUUGACUGUGUCAUCAAGUAUCAUCCACUCGUCCUGACUCUCCUGCUCAAGAGGUUCGAAUUCGACAUAAAUCACAUGACGCACGUAAAAACUGAACGUGAUGUGGACAUUCCACUGCAACUGCGCCUCCCACAGAAUCAGAUGUACGAGUUGUACGCAAUAGUGGAACAUGUUGGUAAUCUCAAGAACGGACACUACACGGCGCUGAUUAAAUCUCAGGAUGAUGACAAAUGGUACAACUUCAAUGACAGCAGCGUCACAUUGCCGGAUUUCCAGCCGUUCCAAGUUGAUCCCACUGACAGGUCCUCCUCUGCCUACCUACUGUUUUACAGGAAGAAGACGAUUAAAAAGAGCUUUAAACGUGCACCAGAAGACAAUGGUGCCAACAAGGAGCCUUUUCACAAAAGAGAGAGGGAUCAUGAAGAAAAGACGGACUCUAGUCGUCAACCUGAAGAUCGUUAUACCAAAAAACCAAGGAGGGAUUCUGACGAGAAGGGAAAACAUGUAGAAAAAGAUAAUGGCUUUAAAUAUAGGACCAGUCCUGAUUCCCACUAUCACCAGGGACAGAACCACAGAACACCCGCCAAGACAGAACCAAGGCGGUCUGAGCAUGACAGGAAGGAGGGUCGAGAUGGAGACAGUCAAAGAUCACAUCAGGGAGAGGGAGGACAGGAGGAGGGGCCUAAAUUAAAUUCCAGCUCAAAUCGUGGAGAUCAGAACCAUGGACGGUUUCAGAGACACUCUGUACCACUGAACAGAGACAGCAGUGAGGGGAGACAAAGACAAACCAGAGACCAAGAAUACAGAUCUGCAGGGAGGCAAAGAGUCGGUGAAGAAGAGAUGCUGAGGAAGUCUCUAUCCACAGAAGAAGCCAACCAAAAACAAGGCCCAGCAGCCCUAGGACACAGAGGAAGGAAGAAAACCACAGAGACGACAUCUGACAAUGAAGACAAAAUGAUUGAGUCACUGCAACCUAAGUUUGAAAAUCUGACACUCAGCACUGUAAAAUGCACCCGUGAGAGGACAAGAUGCGGGUGUGUCCCAUUCAGAUGGUCAUGGCGAAAGAUCAGAAGGCGGUUGAGAUUGGAGAGAAAAAAAAAAAAAGAAAAAAAAAAAAGAAAGGAAAAAAAAAACAAAAUCAUAUCUAUUUGUUGACACAACUGGUACGCUCAUUCUUCUUCUACUGCUCCAUCCUUCUAAUUCUGGUGUUGGUUUUCAUUUUAUUGCUCACUUUACAUUAGUUUCCAAUGUUGCUUUCCACAUGCAAAGGCAGUCGUCACCAAUAAAGACAGAGUAGGAGACAGUGGUGGUCUGUGAGGACAUUAAAGACAGAGUAGGAGACAGUGGUGGUCUGUGUGGACAUUAAAGACAGAGUUGGAGACAGUGGUGGUCUGUGAGGACAUUGAAUCUGUGACCUAACUAAUGACAAGAAGCUGAUUUAUUAUACUUUACUUUUCUGUGCUCGGAACCCUUUUGCUUAAAAAUUGUAUUCAUGCUUAGAUAUUGUUCAAAAAUAUUGUUCCUAUCAAAUAAUCAUUGAACAAUAAUUUUAUAUAAUAGUUUUAUAUGUGUCUGUAUAUAUGUAUAUAUAUAUAUAUCAAUAUGUGUGUGUGUAUAAUCUUUGUUGUUCAAAUUAACCUGUAACAAAUAAAAUGUUCAAAAAUUGUCAAAUCAAAUGUUUGCAACAUUGAGAAAGUAUAAAUUAUUUUCUGUGGUCAAAUACAUUCAUUAGAUGACA
Cynoglossus semilaevis (tongue sole) is the source of this 2390-nucleotide messenger RNA. Its product is annotated as ubiquitin carboxyl-terminal hydrolase 12-like. Gene Ontology annotation, cellular component: nucleus; cytosol. Gene Ontology annotation, molecular function: cysteine-type deubiquitinase activity. Lineage: Eukaryota; Metazoa; Chordata; Actinopteri; Pleuronectiformes; Cynoglossidae. Gene Ontology annotation, biological process: protein deubiquitination. Bases 101 to 1807 code for a protein of 568 amino acids. The record is from RefSeq and is a predicted model, not a curated record. The transcript is spliced from 11 exons.